Rhinichthys klamathensis goyatoka is the source of this 1083-nucleotide messenger RNA. It is a transcript of the gene rac3b, whose product is annotated as Rac family small GTPase 3b. The coding region runs from base 158 to 670 and encodes 170 amino acids. NCBI's taxonomy places the organism in Eukaryota, Metazoa, Chordata, Actinopteri, Cypriniformes, Leuciscidae. The record is from RefSeq and is a predicted model, not a curated record. Gene Ontology annotation, molecular function: protein kinase binding; GTPase activity; GTP binding. Gene Ontology annotation, cellular component: cytoplasmic vesicle; plasma membrane; cell projection. Gene Ontology annotation, biological process: small GTPase-mediated signal transduction; motor neuron axon guidance; regulation of cell shape. The transcript is spliced from 6 exons.
CGGAGAGUCUCGGUGAGGUUCGCUGUCAGAACCGCUGCUGCAAAGAGGGCAGUGACCGUAUUUUUGCAGAUAUCUAUCAUUUCUCGGGUUAAGUGGGAGCUGUGUCAUAAUAAAACACAUUUACGCCUGUGAAGUGAAGCAACCUGCCUCUCCACAAAUGCAAGCUAUUAAAUGCGUGGUGGUCGGCGACGGGGCGGUGGGUAAGACCUGUCUGCUCAUCAGCUACACCACAAAUGCCUUCCCCGGCGAGUACAUCCCGACAGUGUUUGACAACUACUCUGCCAAUGUGAUGGUCGAUGGCAAACCAGUGAACCUUGGCUUAUGGGAUACAGCAGGACAGGAAGACUAUGACCGCCUCCGUCCCCUCUCGUACCCGCAGACGGAUGUGUUUUUAAUAUGCUUUUCUUUGGUGAGCCCAGCAUCCUUUGAGAACGUCCGUGCUAAGUGGUACCCUGAGGUGCGACAUCACUGCCCCAACACACCCAUCAUCCUGGUGGGCACCAAACUGGACCUGCGAGAUGAUAAGGACACCAUAGAGAGGCUGCGGGACAAAAAGCUGUCGCCCAUCACCUACCCACAGGGCCUGGCCAUGGCCCGAGAGAUCGGUGCGUGCUGUGAAGUACCUGGAGUGCUCGGCCCUGACCCAGCGAGGGCUAAAGACUGUGUUUGACGAGGCCAUCCGCGCCGUCCUCUGCCCUCCACCCGUCAAGAAACGCGGCAAGCGCUGCACUCUCUUCUGAGCAGAAGCCAUGACAAUCCCUGGCACCCAAACCCACACACAACUACAAUAUUUUUAAUCAGCGUCCUGGAAAACAUAUUGUACUUCUCUCACAGGUUCGGUGACAGCCGUCCAUGAAGUUCUAAUGCACAUCACAUGUAUAUGAACCAUUGGCUAGAAGCGUCCAGGCGGAGGGAAACCUCGUGGUAGAUUGUUUUUCGCGUCCUCACGCGCCCAGAGAUGUAAUAUUCCAUUUCAUAUUGUUUAUAUGAGAAGUUUUAGUGGUACAGUGUAAUUGUUGACAUACUGUAAGGAAGUGUUUCUUGGUGUCGUAAAGGAAGCGUUUCAAAGAAAUGGGAAAGUUC